GGAGGGACGGGGCACUAAUCUCCCUGCGCGCCUGGGCCGCGCUCCGAAGGGUGAAGGGUCGGUCGGGAGUUGUGAGUCAUGGCGCUGGCCGCGCGAGUCUCGCGCUUGCUGCCUUCGGGAUUUCGUGCAGUCCGAGGACCUCGGCUCCCGUCGGGUGCGGCUGGCAGCCGCGGGCGGCGCGGUGCUUGGCUACUCCGUGGUUUUGAGGUAAUGGGAAACCCAAGUGCUUUUAAAAGGAGUCUGUUAUUCUCAGCCGUGUCUUAUUUGGGUUUUGGAACUUAUCAAGUCGUUUCUCAGAUUGCUGUGGUUCAUGCAACAGCCAAAGUUUUUAGAGUUGAAGAAAUCCUCGAGCAAGCGGACUACUUAUAUGAAAGUGGAGAAACAGAAAAACUUUAUCAGUUGUUAACCCAAUACAAAGAAAGUGAAGAUGCAGAGUUACUCUGGCGUUUGGCACGGGCAUCACGUGAUAUAGCUCAGCUUUGUGGAACCUCAGAAGACGAGAAAAAGCUGUUGGUGUAUGAAGCACUAGAAUAUGCUAAAAAAGCCCUAGAAAAAAAUGAAUCAAGUUUUGCAGCUCACAAGUGGUAUGCAAUCUGUAUAAGUGAUGUUGGAGAUUAUGAAGGCAUCAAGGCUAAAAUUGCAAAUGCCUACAUUAUCAAGGAACAUUUUGAGAAAGCAAUCAAACUAAACCCUAAAGAUGCUACUUCAAUUCACCUUAUGGGUAUUUGGUGUUACACAUUUGCAGAAAUGCCUUGGUAUCAAAGAAGAAUUGCUAAAAUGCUGUUUGCAACUCCUCCUAGUUCCACCUAUGAGGAGGCCUUAGGCUACUUUCAGAUGGCAGAAGAAGUGGAUCCAAACUUCUACAGCAAGAACUUGCUUCUUUUAGGAAAGACCUAUUUGAAGCUACACAACAAAAAGCUCGCUGCUUUCUGGCUACUGAAGGCUAAGGACUAUCCAGCUCACACAGAGGAAGAUAAACAGAUACAGACAGAAGCUGCUCAGUUGCUUACAAGUUUCGGUGACAAGAAUUGAAAAUUUUGCAAAGAAAGCACAUGAAAUAUCUAAUAUUGCCUUUUC
This is a messenger RNA of Talpa occidentalis (Iberian mole), 1077 nucleotides long. RefSeq names its product regulator of microtubule dynamics 1 (gene RMDN1). The transcript has 10 exons. Gene Ontology annotation, molecular function: microtubule binding. The record is from RefSeq and is a predicted model, not a curated record. Gene Ontology annotation, cellular component: spindle microtubule; mitotic spindle pole; cytoplasm. The coding region runs from base 79 to 1032 and encodes 317 amino acids. NCBI's taxonomy places the organism in Eukaryota, Metazoa, Chordata, Mammalia, Eulipotyphla, Talpidae.